Molecule: messenger RNA, 1343 nt
Organism: Helianthus annuus (common sunflower)
Lineage: Eukaryota; Viridiplantae; Streptophyta; Magnoliopsida; Asterales; Asteraceae
Product: methyl-CpG-binding domain-containing protein 11
Exons: 3
Coding region: 117-1061 (314 amino acids)
Molecular function (GO): DNA binding
Source: RefSeq, a predicted model, not a curated record
GAUUUCAGCUUGAAGACUCAAAACUUCUUCAAACACAAGAGUCAAGAGAGAGAGAGAGAGAGAGAGAGAGAGAGAGAGAGAGAGAGAGAAUCACCAGGGUUUUUUUGUUCUGAAAAAUGUCGAGCUCUGGUCCGAACGAUGAGGUUGUUUCAAUGGAGCUUCCUGCACCUUCUGGCUGGAAGAAAACGUUCGUGCUAAAGAAAGGAGGGACACCAAAGAAGAACGAGACGGUGUUCACGGCACCAACAGGGGAAGAGAUUACGAACAAGAAGCAGUUAGAGCAGUACCUGAAAUCGCACCCUGGUGGGCCCAAGAUCUCGGAGUUUGACUGGGGAAGCGGUGAGACUCCACGAAGGUCAACACGGAUCAGCGAGAAGGCAAAGUCAACCCCACCACCAGCUGAACCCGAGCCGGUCAAGAAACGUAGAAAGUCGACGUCUGCAAAGAAAGACAAGAAAGAGAAAGAAGAUGUUGAAAUGCAGGAGGGUGAGAAAGAUGACGAGAAGGCGAAAGAAGAGGCUGGUGAAAAGUGUGAAAUACCAGAAAUACCCCUGGCGGAGGAAGUAGCCGAACCAGUCAAUGAGGUAACAAACGAGUCAAAGAAAGAGGUGAAUGAAGAAACAUGUGAAAUACCGAAAGUGCCCCUACCCGAGGAAGUAUCGAACCCUGUAACCGAACAAGUCGACAAACAAGGGUUAAAAGGCGAGGAGGCUGCAAAAGACGUUAACGAGGUAAAAAACGAGCCGAAGAAAGAGGAGAAUGAAGAAACGUGUGAAAUACCGAAAGUGCCCCUAUCCGAGGAAGUAUCGAACCCUGUAACUGAACAAGUCGAAAAACAAGAGUUAAAAGGCGAGGAGGCUGCAAAAGACGUUAACGUUAAUGAAGAAGUGCUUGAAAACCCGAUAACGCCCCCACCGAAGGAAGUAAUUACCGAACCCGCCCUUGAAGAAGCUGUACCUGUAACAGAAGCAGCAGGAGAGACUGCAGCGGAGAAUGGAUGUUCAGUGGCGGAAGCCGCCAGCGAGGUGAAGCCUACAUGGGAGGAGAUAAAGAUUGAGUAAGUGGUGGUGCCGCCAAUGAUGAUCGUUUUUACGAAAGGGGCAUUUCUGUAAUUUGUUAUUUGUAACCUGUCAUAGAACUAGGAAUGUUGAGAACUUAACUUUAGUGACAUUAAAGGGACAUAUUUGACGUUUGUUGUCAUAAUCCGUCGUGAAACCGAGCCUCUUGAAUGCCUUGUGAAUUCUGGGUUACAGAGGUCGUGUUCAUGCAUGUAUCAUUAUCGUGUAAUAGGUAACUCUUUAAUGAGAGCUUUAACUCUUGCCCGUUGUUGGUUUCUUCGGUAA